Molecule: messenger RNA, 1942 nt
Organism: Trichechus manatus latirostris (Florida manatee)
Lineage: Eukaryota; Metazoa; Chordata; Mammalia; Sirenia; Trichechidae
Gene: MAP3K11
Product: mitogen-activated protein kinase kinase kinase 11
Exons: 8
Coding region: 1-1869 (622 amino acids)
Biological process (GO): protein phosphorylation; signal transduction
Cellular component (GO): cytoplasm
Molecular function (GO): protein kinase activity; ATP binding; protein binding
Source: RefSeq, a predicted model, not a curated record
AUGGAGCCCUUGAAGAGCCUGUUCCUCAAGAGUCCCCUGGGAUCUUGGAAUGGCAGUGGCAAUGGGGGCGGCGGGGGUGGUGGCGGGGGCCGGCCGGAGGGGUCCCCGAAGGCAGCGGCUUAUGCCAACCCUGUGUGGACAGCUCUGUUCGACUAUGAGCCCAAUGGGCAGGAUGAACUGGCCCUGCGGAAGGGCGACCGAGUGGAGGUGCUGUCCCGGGAUGCGGCCAUCUCUGGCGAUGAGGGCUGGUGGGCAGGCCAGGUGGGCGACCAGGUGGGCAUCUUUCCAUCCAACUAUGUGUCGCGGGGUGGUGGCCCGCCCCCCUGUGAGGUAGCCAGCUUCCAGGAGCUGCGGCUGGAGGAGGUGAUUGGAAUUGGGGGCUUCGGCAAGGUGUACCGUGGCAGUUGGCGGGGUGAGCUGGUGGCCGUGAAGGCGGCUCGCCAGGAUCCCGAUGAGGACAUCAGUGUGACGGCUGAGAGCGUGCGCCAGGAGGCCCGGCUUUUUGCCAUGCUGGCGCACCCCAACAUCAUAGCCCUCAAGGCCGUGUGUCUGGAGGAGCCCAACCUGUGCCUAGUGAUGGAGUACGCGGCCGGGGGGCCCCUCAGCCGGGCCCUGGCCGGGCGGCGCGUACCACCUCAAGUGCUGGUCAACUGGGCCGUGCAGAUCGCCCGUGGGAUGCACUACCUGCACUGCGAGGCCCUGGUGCCCGUCAUCCACCGUGACCUCAAGUCCAACAACAUUCUGCUGCUGCAGCCCAUUGAAGGUGACGACAUGGAGCACAAGACCCUGAAGAUCACCGACUUUGGCCUGGCCCGUGAGUGGCACAAAACCACGCAAAUGAGUGCCGCAGGCACCUAUGCCUGGAUGGCUCCUGAGGUCAUCAAGGCCUCCACCUUCUCGAAGGGCAGCGAUGUCUGGAGCUUUGGGGUGCUGCUGUGGGAACUGCUGACCGGGGAGGUGCCCUACCGUGGCAUCGACUGCCUUGCCGUGGCGUACGGUGUGGCGGUUAACAAGCUUACGCUGCCCAUUCCAUCCACCUGCCCAGAGCCCUUCGCACAGCUCAUGGCCGACUGCUGGGCGCAGGACCCCCACCGUAGGCCCGACUUCGCCUCCAUCCUGCAGCAGCUGGAGGCGCUGGAAACGCAGGUCCUGCGGGAAAUGCCGCGGGACUCCUUCCAUUCCAUGCAAGAAGGCUGGAAGCGCGAGAUCCAGGGCCUCUUCGACGAGCUGCGAGCCAAGGAAAAGGAACUACUGAGCCGCGAGGAGGAGCUGACGCGCGCGGCGCGCGAGCAGCGGUCACAGGCGGAGCAGCUGCGGCGGCGCGAGCACCUGCUGGCGCAGUGGGAGCUAGAAGUGUUCGAGCGCGAGCUGACGCUGCUGCUGCAGCAGGUGGACCGCGACCGGCCGCAUGUGCGCCGCCGCCGCGGCACCUUCAAGCGUAGCAAGCUCCGCGCGCGCGACGGCGGCGAGCGCAUCAGCAUGCCACUCGACUUCAAGCAUCGCAUCACCGUGCAGGCGUCGCCUGGCCUUGACCGCAGGAGAAAUGUCUUUGAGGUUGGGGCUGGGGACUCGCCCACGUUCCCCCGGUUCCGGGCCAUCCAGUUGGAACCUGUAGAGCCUGGCCAGGCUUGGGGCCGCCAGUCCCCCCGGCGGCUGGAGGACUCAAACAAUGGAGAGCGGCGAGCAUGCUGGGCCUGGGGCUCCAGCUCCCCCAAGCCUGGAGAAGCCCAGAAUGGGAGGAGAAGGUCCCGCAUGGACGAGGCCACGUGGUACCUGGAUUCAGAUGACUCAUCCCCCUUAGGAUCUCCUUCCACGCCCCCGAUACUCAAUGGUGAGUGGCCCUGUCUCCUCCCAGCAAGAUCUUGCUGAGCCCCUUCUGUGGGCUCCAUGGGGAGGCAUUCUCCUCAUUCCAGAGACAAGGAAACUGAGGCUAAGGCAGGGC